Molecule: messenger RNA, 1752 nt
Organism: Micromonas commoda
Lineage: Eukaryota; Viridiplantae; Chlorophyta; Mamiellophyceae; Mamiellales; Mamiellaceae
Exons: 1
Coding region: 1-1752 (583 amino acids)
Molecular function (GO): protein binding
Source: RefSeq, a predicted model, not a curated record
AUGGCCCGAGAGGCUUUCGCUUCGGGUACGACGGCGAUGGGUCCCGAUGUCAACGACCCCUUCGAGAUCCUCGGCGUCAGGCGAGAUCGAGCGAGAAAGAUCGCGCCCGAAGAUCUGAGAGCUGCGUUCCGACAGCGCGCAAAGGAGGCGCAUCCGGACAAGGGUGGCGACGCAGAUUCGUUCCAAAGGCUCAAAAAGGCGUUUGACGAUGCCCUCGCGGAGCUGAGCGCGACGGUGGCGGCCAAGGGUUCGGCACCGCAAUACGACUGGCGCAGGGGCAGGACCGCCGAAAACGCCCGUCCGGCUCCCAAGACGACGACGUCAACGCCGCGCGAGCGCCCCUCCGCUCCGGUCCCACGGCGGGACCAGAAGGUCAGUUCACGGACCUCCCAUCGAGGCACCAAUCUCGAGGCACCUCGUUUGGUCCUCUCUGGAUGCGCGGUGGACGGGGCUUCGUCCCCCGUCGUCUCCGUCGCGACGUCACCGGGUGGGAACUUCGUGGCAACCGCGUCGCUGGGCGGCGGCGUGCGACUCUUCGACUCGCGCACGGGCGUGAUGCUGGGCGCGUACACGCGCGAGUGCAAAGCGGCCAAAGCGAGUUCUUCUCGUUCGGGUAUGGUUCGAGGCGCGGUCGGGGUGUGGUUCGGACCGUGCGGCAUGCCACUCGUCGCCGCGUUUGCCGACGGGUCGCUCGCGGCGUGGAGAAUCAACUGCGACGAAUCCAGGCAUCUCCGAUCCCCCGUCGAACUGCUCGGACACACGCAUCGGGUCACGGCCGCGUGCUUCGCGGACUCCAACGUCCUGUGCACGGCGUCGGCAGACUCCACCGCGCGGGUCUGGAACCUGGCCGAGAUGUGGAACUCUCGCGAAGUGACGAGCGUCGAACUCGUGGGUCACGACGGGGCGCUCACGUGCUGCGCCGUGUCGAGCGGGGGCGACGGUCUCCCUAAGCUUCUGGCGACUUGCGAUGCGCGCGGCGCAUUCUGCGUGUGGUCCAUGGGGAGCGAUUUCAAAAAGUUGUAUCGCGUUCGUUGGAACGCCGGCGGAUGCGAGCGCAGCAAUGCGGGCGGAUUUGACGACGGCAUCGUGAAGUGCUUGUGGAUGCCCAGGAGCAACGAUUCCGAAUAUUUGGCGACGGCGCACGUCAUGCCGCAGCAUAACAGCAGCAGGGUGCUGGUGUGGCGAGUUCCCCCGCGGGACGCGCACGGUCGGAAAGGCCGGGACAUAACCGGGUACGCGAGGGAAUUCCCGGGAAAAGGGAGAGAGCUCCCAGGCAGAAUCACGGACAUGGUCUUAGCGGCGCAGCCGACGACCAAGUCAGUCUCAUCCAAGCGCGAUUCCGGUUCAUCCGAUGAAGAUUCAUCGGAUGACGACGACGACGGUUUUCUCAAAGACGGCGUCCUCGUGCUGAGCGGAUCGGGCGGCUGGAUCAGGGGCACGACGUGCAUGGACGGGAAGACCAUGUCCCCGCUGUGGAGCCUCACCGACGAACACUCCACGCUCGGGUCGAUGCACGCGGUGCACAGGGUGGCUGUCGCUCCGUCUGGUGCCCGGUUCGCUUCGGGCGGAGAGGACGGGACGGUGCGCGUGUGGGACUCCGAGGAUGCGACGGCGAUGGGCACGUUCGGUCACGUUUCCGAGAAUAGGGGACGCGUGUGGUCCAUCGCUUGGAGCGAGGACGAGUCGUUCCUGCUGGUCGGCUACGCCGGCGGAACCGCGGCUUUGUGGAACGUGCCCAUCGAAAUGAGAUAA